This is a messenger RNA of Alternaria rosae, 1346 nucleotides long. RefSeq lists its product as uncharacterized. The record is from RefSeq and is a predicted model, not a curated record. The transcript has a single exon. The coding region runs from base 132 to 1235 and encodes 367 amino acids. Gene Ontology annotation, molecular function: protein kinase activity; ATP binding. NCBI's taxonomy places the organism in Eukaryota, Fungi, Ascomycota, Dothideomycetes, Pleosporales, Pleosporaceae. Gene Ontology annotation, biological process: protein phosphorylation.
AUCUUGUCUUCGGUCGAGUAUUCUUGCCAUUGAUUGAAAGCACUACUUCAGUAGCGACCAAGAAUUCCCAUUGUAUCUUCGGUGUCAACAACGUCCGAGAAACCCAGGUCGACCAUACCGAUCAGCGACAGAUGUCCGCGGCGACAAAAGAUGCUUUGGCCGAUAGGAGGCCACAGAUGCCCGAAAAAUACACCUGGCUUCGUCAAGCUACUUCCAUCGCGGAAAGAUGUUUUGUCAGUCUGUGUGUCCCCACCUCCGACAUUGACGAUGCGCGUUCCAGACUGGCUGAGGGCGCCCGGGAGGGUUCAGUCAUCGAUGUCGUUCUCAAGCGCGUUGUUGCAAUAAAGAUCCCUGGAGAAGACUCUACCUGGUCUGACAUGCAUUUCGAAGUACGCAUUCUUCAAGAGAUACGCCGCCAGGCAUAUCCUCGCAGCGGCGGCGAGCACUGCAUAGAUGUAUUAGACCACUACGAUAUGGAAGCCAUGGCCCAAGUGGAACCAGGGUGGCUAGUCAUGGCAAGCUCAUCAGUAUGCAGUGACCUUCAAGGAGUCUUCGCAUACGAUGUUAGGGAUCCCAUUUCAAAAGCCCUGCUCUGGCUCGCGAUUACGCAGCUCUAUGAGGCACUCUAUUUCCUACACCGCGAUUGCAAACCGCCUAUUACACAUGGCGAUAUCUCAGAGGAAGCCAUACUUGUCAGCUUUCAAUACGAAGAAGGGAAGAACGGCGAGAGCGCCAUUGCCAAACGCCCGAAAAUCAGUCUUAUAGGGUUUGCAGAGAGCGAGAUCCAUGAUCCUACUGACUCUCCAGAUGGACUUGGACGCAAGAAUCGGGCAGAGGAAGAAGAUGUCGAAUCUCUGGCCUCUGCGAUUCACAGUCUCAUUAACAGGUGCUACGAGGAUGAAGAGUGGACCAGCGAAGGAAGAGGGAAGGCGAUAACGCGCCUGCAAAGGACCUUUUGGAAAGAUGAUACCCCAGAAGAGGUGAAGAGGUUUGUGGCGGCGGUGGGUGCACGAGAUUCGGAGAGCUUAUGGGCUGAUAUUGGGAAUUUCGCCAAAGAGCAGUUGGAUAAGGUUAGUAAUGAGGAGUGGGAGGAGCUGAGGGACUUGAUUAUUGCGGUCACUGAAGCGGAAGGAAAGUUAAGGGAUAUAGUGAAGGACCUUCUGAAGGGUCAGGUCGCGAAAACACAAGCGUUCAGCCUAUCGUCAUGGUCAUGUGGAGAUAUGUAUGAGUCUUGAUGACUAGCUCAUGAACACUCGUUACUGGUUUUGCUUCCUGCAUUGGUGUGCUCAUUGUGUGCUUGAGCUCCUACAUGUCCCAUCAUAAUCACUCAAGACAUGUAAACGUAC